AUGGCUCCUGGAAAUCACGAGUUCCUCGUAGAGGCCGAGUCCUUUGAUGAAUUCGGCGGCUGGGUCUUGGAUUCCCAAUUCGAGCUCGAAAUGGGAUCGCCGUACCUUCUGGCUCAUGGCAACGGGACACCAGUGGCUGAUGCUACAACCACUGUCAAAGUAUCAGAAUCUGGCACGUACAACAUCUGGGUUCGUGCCAAGGACUGGGUUCCUGACUAUCAUCCCGGGCGAUUCAACGUUGUCAUCAAUGGAAACGCCCUUGAUACCACCUUUGGAGAUAAUAACAAAGAUUGGAAUUGGCAAUUCGGAGGUCAGGUAAAGCUUUCUUCAGGCUCACUAAAGCUUGCGCUGCAUGACUUGACCGGAUUUUGCGGCCGCUGCGACGCUCUUUUCUUUAGCACCGCCGACGCUCCUCCUCCCGAGGCGGCGGAUGAGAAGCAACGCUCGUGGCGAAGGCGGCUAAGAGGACUUCCAAACGAGCCGGUUGAUGCGGGAACCUUUGAUGUUAUCGUAGUAGGAGGCGGAGUGCCCGGCAUCACCGCUGCUCUGGCAUCGGCACGUUUGGGACAGCGCGUGGCCCUCGUUCAUGAUCGUCCGUUUUUGGGUGGCAACGCAAGCCCAGAGAUUGGACUGCACCCACGAGGAAAAGUCGGACGGCUCGUCGAUGAGAUAUAUGAGCGCCGUGAGAAUGGUGACUUGAUUGCGCUUCAAGUACUCCAGGCCGAGUCUAAUGCGACGGUCUUUACGGAUCAUACGGUUUAUUCAGCCGCAACCGUCAAAGGAAAGAUUACUUCAAUCGAUGCCCGUGAUGCUCGGAGCGGACGUGAAAUUCGCCUCUCUGCAUCAAACUUUAUCGACAGUUCAGGAAAAGCCAUCCUUGGAAUCUUCGCAGGAGCAGAAACUCUGUUUGGACGCGAGUCCAGGGAUGAGUACGGCGAAAGUCUGGCACCUGUACAGGGUGACCAGGCACAUCAUGGCAACACGCUAUUCUUUCGUACUAAAAUGGCAUCAUCGCCAGUUUCCUUUCCAGCCGUGCCCUGGGCCACAGAAGUGUCCAAAGAGUUCUCCAACCUCUCUGGUCAGCUUGUCAAGUAUGGAGAAGAGAAUGGCAAGGGUCCUCGUAUCGAAGACGGCGUUAGCCCAACAGCUCGCCCACGCAUGCGGAAAGAAAUGACGCACUAUUGGGAAUAUGGCCAAUUCCUCGACCCUUAUAAGAAAGGAGAGCAUAUUCGCGAUCACCUCCUGCGUGCCAUUUACGGCACGUUCUCUAAUGUCAAGAGGAUGGAGCCCGAAAAGUAUGCCAACCUUGCGCUAGACUUGGUUGCUUUUGUGCCCGCCCAGGGAGAAUUCAGGAGGCUCAAGGGCGAUUAUGUUCUUACGGAAAAUGAUGUCCGUAAUCACAAAAAGUUUCCCGAUGCUGUUGUGCAGAACGAAGGAGCAUUUUGUCUCCAUAUUCCUGGUAACCAAGAUUAUGAUUUCCGGCUUCAAGACUGGGAAUGGGAUGAAAGGGAUGGAAAGCCCUACGACAUUCCAUUCCGCUGUCUCUACUCUGCAAAUAUCAGCAACCUGAUGAUGGCGGGGAAGCACAUCAGCGUAACCCACGUUGCUUCAUCAAACACCAAGUUUAUGGGUAACGGAGGGCAACACGCCGUGGCCGUUGCGGCAGCUGCCCGGAUAUGCACAAAAUAUAAGACAACGCCCCGAGGUGUUUGUGAGAAGCACAUAGAUGAGCUGAGGGAUUUGAUUAACAGGCUCUCGGAAGGCGAUGCCCCUGUACGCUCUAGCCACUUGUAA
Trichoderma aggressivum f. europaeum is the source of this 1794-nucleotide messenger RNA. RefSeq lists its product as uncharacterized. The transcript has a single exon. The coding region runs from base 1 to 1794 and encodes 597 amino acids. The record is from RefSeq and is a predicted model, not a curated record. Lineage: Eukaryota; Fungi; Ascomycota; Sordariomycetes; Hypocreales; Hypocreaceae.